ACAUAUGUAAUAAUGUAUAAAUUAUCAAUAAUUUUAUUAGCCUGAUAUGUUUAUUAAGUUUUAAAAAUACAUUUUAUGGAUUAAAUCCUACUAAAAUAUUCCUAUCAAAAAUCGAUGAUUUUAGGAACGCAGAGAACUUCAGUUCUUUUACGCUCGACCGUAGAAUAGGGAGUAUAAAAUGGCGAAAUCGAAGGAAAAGAAAAGCAAAAGUGCUAUUAACGAGGUUGUUACUCGUGAAUAUACAGUGAACCUCCACAAACGUCUCCAUGGAGUUGGAUUCAAAAAACGUGCUCCACGAGCCAUCAAAGAAAUUCGCAAAUUUGCUGAGAAACAAAUGGGAACUCCAGAUGUGAGGAUUGAUACACGACUCAACAAACAACUUUGGUCUAAAGGAAUUAGGAAUGUACCAUUCAGAGUUCGUGUACGAUUAAGCAGAAGAAGAAAUGACGAUGAAGAUUCUGCCAAUAAGCUGUAUACCCUUGUUACGUACAUACCAGUUAGUUCAUUCAAAGGUUUACAGACAGAAAAUGUUGACUCAAGCCAAGAUUGAUUUAUUUCUAAUUAAUAAAUAGGUUUCACCAA
Molecule: messenger RNA, 582 nt
Organism: Frieseomelitta varia
Lineage: Eukaryota; Metazoa; Arthropoda; Insecta; Hymenoptera; Apidae
Gene: RpL31
Product: 60S ribosomal protein L31
Exons: 3
Coding region: 179-550 (123 amino acids)
Biological process (GO): cytoplasmic translation
Cellular component (GO): ribosome; cytosolic large ribosomal subunit
Molecular function (GO): structural constituent of ribosome
Source: RefSeq, a predicted model, not a curated record